AUGACAGAUCCACACAAGGAUUUAUAUCCGUGGAUCCUCUGGUACAUUUGGAAAGCCAGAAACGACAAGAUUUUCAACGGGAAAGAAAUUUCCUCGGAAGAUACCUUGAUUCAUGCUAGAGUGGAAGCGGAAAGCUGGAGAAUCGCUAACCGAUCAGAAGAAGACGACGUGGAGUUUGAAAGCUGUGUUCCCCAAUCCUCCCCACCGAGACACCCUACCGAGUUCUGGCGCUCUCCGUUAUGCCGUGUUGAUGCCUCCUGGAUCGAUCACGGUUCGGUGAGCGGACUCGGUUGGUGUUUCUUGGAUGGCAUCGGAAAUGAGACAGUAGAAGCCCAGGGAUGUCGAAGAAGCCUUUCCGCUCUUCACGCCGAGAUGGAUUGCUUCCUUUGGGCUAUGUCUAGCCUGAGAGAAAGAGGAAAUCUUUCGGUUCACUUUCAAUCCGACUGUUUGGAUCUUGUGAGCAUGGUUGGUUUACCAGCAGAUUGA
Messenger RNA from Eutrema salsugineum, 486 nucleotides. RefSeq lists its product as uncharacterized. The record is from RefSeq and is a predicted model, not a curated record. The coding region runs from base 1 to 486 and encodes 161 amino acids. Lineage: Eukaryota; Viridiplantae; Streptophyta; Magnoliopsida; Brassicales; Brassicaceae. The transcript has a single exon. Gene Ontology annotation, molecular function: RNA-DNA hybrid ribonuclease activity; nucleic acid binding.